This is a messenger RNA of Sardina pilchardus (European sardine), 6103 nucleotides long. RefSeq names its product FERM domain containing 6 (gene frmd6). The coding region runs from base 578 to 2425 and encodes 615 amino acids. Gene Ontology annotation, biological process: positive regulation of hippo signaling. Gene Ontology annotation, cellular component: cytoskeleton; cytoplasmic side of apical plasma membrane. Lineage: Eukaryota; Metazoa; Chordata; Actinopteri; Clupeiformes; Clupeidae. The record is from RefSeq and is a predicted model, not a curated record. The transcript is spliced from 14 exons.
UGUUUUGUAGACCACGUCCGAAAAUAGAGACAGUUGUUUUUCUUUUAGUUAUUUUCAAAGUUCCUGAAUGGAAAUGUAUGCUAGAUUUUCACACAUUUGUAACGACCCCUUUCGUGGACUGAACCAUACACUCUCCUAGUUCCACAUGUAUCCCUACUUGUUACAGUUCUCCGGGAUAGGCGUUCGCUUACAGAGACGAUGUAUUCUAGACCGAGCCUAUAACGGAGCGCUUGAAAACAUAAAGAAAGGGAUUUACGCAUAACUUUUAAAGGUUUACGUGGAUUACAAAUCGCUUUGGGAGUUGGAAGGUUGUGGUGCCUAAUUAAAGUUUGAACAAGCUUCCUCCCCCCAUGCCAACGUCAGCUGUGCCCACGUACCCGUUACCGUGGCGCUAAGCCACCUCUGAGCCGCCCGUGUGUGUGUGUGUGUGUGUCAGAGCACCUGUGGGGAGUGUGUCGGAGGGGAGCAGGUGUGUCCAGGUGUGUUGAGGUCCGGCGGCGGUGAGGAGGGAGGGAGGGGCCACGUGCUGGGAGCGCGGCCGGCGUGAUUUUCCCGGGGGGGGGCCAGGCACCCGAAGAUGAGCAGGCGCGGCUUCCAUAACAACAAAACCAUGCAAGACCGCCGCUGUGUGUGUGUGUUCCUCCCUAACGACGACACGCUCAACGUCAUCGUCAGUCAGGUUAAGACUCUGUGUCAAGAACUCCUUGUUCAGGUGUGUGAUCUGCUGAGACUCAAGGACUGCCACCUGUUUGGACUCAGCGUCAUCCAGAACAAUGAGCACAUCUAUAUGGAGCUUGGCCAGAAGCUGUCCAAGUACUGUCCCAAAGAGUGGAGGAAAGAGGCCAGCAAGGGUAUCGACCAGUUCGGACCUCCAAUGAUCGUCCACUUCAGAGCCCAGUAUUAUGUGGAGAAUGGAAGGCUGAUCAGUGAUCGCUCGGCGCGGUACUACUACUACUGGCAUCUGAGGAAGCAGGUGCUGCAGUCUCAGUGCAUCCAGAGAGAGGAGGCCUACUUCCUGCUGGCUGCCUUUGCCCUGCAGGCAGACCUGGGCAACUUCAAGCGCAACAAGCACUUUGGCAAAUACUUUGAGCCGGAGGCCUAUUUCCCACCAUGGGUGAUUGCCAAGCGUGGCCGAGAGUACAUCCUAAGGCACAUCCCCAACAUGCAUAAAGACCAAUACGCCCUCACCGCCUCAGAAGCGCACCUCAAAUACAUCAAAGAGUCCGCCCAGCUGGAUGACGUCACCGUGCACUACUACAGACUCUACAAGGAUAAAAAAGAAGUUGAGGCCUCUCUCACUUUAGGGCUGACAUUGCGUGGAAUCCAGAUAUUUCAGAAUGUGGGCUCAGUGCGGCAACUUUUGUACGACUUCCCCUGGACCAAUGUUGGCAAGCUGGUGUUUGUGGGGAAAAAGUUUGAGAUUCUUCCGGACGGUCUGCCGUCUGCACGGAAGCUCAUCUACUACACGGGCUGCCCCAUGCGCUCACGCCACCUCCUCCAGUUGCUUAGCAACAGCCACCGCCUCUACAUGAACCUGCAGCCGGUACUCAAGCAGGUCCGCCGCCUGGAGGAGAAUGAAGAGAAGAAGCAGUACCGCGAGUCGUACAUCAGCGACGCGCUGGAGCUGGACAUGGACCAGCUGGACGGGCGCUCGCGCGCCAGCGGCAGCAGCAUGGGCAGCGUGUCGCGCCACAAGCGCCUCUCGCGCCACUCCACCGCCAGCCACGGCAGCUCGCACACCUCCGGCGUGGACACGGGCAGCUUCCGCGCGCCCCACGGGCACGGCCCGCCGCGGCCCCCGCUGCGCACCGGCAGCUCGUCCACCAACAGCCGCGCCAGCACGCACACGUCCGGCGUGGAGAGCGGCGGCAAGGACCGCGUGCUGGACGACGAUGACGAUGACGAGAUUGAGAUGCUGGUGGAUGACCCUAAGGACUAUGAGGAGCUGCAUGAGCUGGCUCUGGAGCUCAACCAGGACCUGUGCAUCCACAUCACUGAGGACAUGCUCACCUCCAACCAGACCAAUGGAUUCUCAGGUCUUGUGGUGAAGGACGUGAGCUCCUCCACCUCCAGCUCCUCAGAGACAGUGGUGAAGAUGAGGGGACAGAGCAUUGAGUCCCUACCACAGACGGUGGUGUGCAAGAAGGGGCAGGGCUCCACUGACCGCCACAGCCAAUCGCUGGACGACGUGCGGCUCCACCAGCGCAGCGUCUCGGAGUGGGCGGAUCUGUGCCAGGACACCGCCCACAGCUACACGUUCGGCUGCGCCCAGGAGCUGGACGCCGUCGCCACGGGCUACCAGGGCCUGGCCGAGCAGUGCGCGGGCAUCCGCGCCGCCGACCCCUCCGCCUUCCCCAUCAAGCGCGCCAACAAGUACUUCUCCCUGGACCUGACCACGGACGAGGUGCCCGAGUUUGUGGUGUGAGCGACGUGCCACGGACGUGGAGGAGGAGCGGAAUGGACACACGAAUGGACACACACACACACACACACACACACACACACAUACGCACACACACACACACACACAGAUUCCUCUCGCUAACUCCCUGACAAACUCAUACAAACGCAUUCACCUGUGUUCGGUCGUGUGUCAUCACCCCCCCCUGCAUCACAGCCGUACACACCCGUCAUCUCUGGAGGAAUCCGAUCAGAAACCUACACUCCAAAGACGUGAUGGAGGUCGUAGUCUAUGGAGCGUGGUAGAGCUGGUCAUCAAUCUGCGCCGGGAAUGGUUGCACAGAUCCACAGAGCUGGAAGUCUAGGAAUGGGAAUUGCUUUGGAAAAGGAGACGUAAGGGAAAUGAUGGGAAUUUUCCCAUCUGUAUCAAUUUCAUAUUAUGGAUUAUAUAUAUGAAUUAUAUAUAAGAAAAACUGCAUCUUUUAAAAAAGCAUGAACUUAUGAUGAGAAAGCUGUGUGUGUGUGUGUGUGUGUGUGUGAGAGAGAGAGAGAGAGAGACAGAGAGAGAGGGAGAGUUAAUCCCUACAUGUAUCCUUUCCUCUUAUAUCAAGUCAAUUUUGCAUCUGUAAGUGCCAAGAAUCAUGAACAUCACAUCACACACACGCACACACACACAAAUGAGAAAUGAAUUUGUAUGAGCUAUGAACCAAAGACUGUCUUUAUUGAGAUCCUCGGGAUUUGAGCUGGCAGAAGGGACACAAAAUGGCUCACCAAUGAAAUCACACGUAACCACAGUAACGGUACCGCCAAUGCGAUUGGAUGGAUUUCGGGUAACUCCUCGUGCAGCGCUGAGGAACGGACAUUUUUGUUGGUCAACUGGGAUUCGGAAAAAGACUUGUGAUUGGACCCUAUGAAAUGAUUGCUAAGAAGAAAGGGGCAGUGGGUGGAUGGUAGAAGCCAUGUCCACUUCUGACUGUUCCAGGAUGUGUGUGGUGCCAACAACCCCACCCCACCCCACCCAACGCCACCCCCACUAACCCCCACCCUCACCAGGCCCCUCCCCGACAGCAGACUGCCAUAACCAAGCCUCUAGUGCCUUUGAAAAUGCUAUGCAGGUCCUGUGACCAUUUAAUAAGCCUUGACAAUCUCACACACUUAUCCUCUCUCUCCUCUCUCUCUCUCUCUCUCUCUCUCUCUCUCUCUCUCUCUCUCUCUCUCUCUCUCUUUUCUCUCGCUCACACACACACACACACACUGCUUGUAAGCCAUUUCAUUCACACGCACACACACACGCACACACACACACACACACACACACACACACACACACACACACACACACACACACACACACAUACAAACACACACACACACACACACACACACACACACACAAACACACACACAGUCGUAGAGAACUCCACUGAGAGUAGAUCCAUGGAUUCCAGAGAGUGAUGUCAUUCCCAGCCUCUCCUGGUUGAAAGGUGAUUGGGUCUGAGUAGGAGUGUGUGACGCACAUGUUAGGUCCCAUUGCUGCCUGACUGGAUGGGUGUGUGUGUGUGUGUGUGUGUGUGUGUGUGUGUGUGUGUGUGUGUGUGUGUGUGUGUGUGUGUGUCUGUCCCAGAGGCGGGAUGUGUUGAUACUCGUUUGGCUGUUGACGAGCCAAGUGAAUUCCACAAAAUGGAGAAAUGUUGACAAAGCCUGGAGACUGAGAGUUUUCAAAUCCAUAACCUCUCUCUCUCUCUCUCACUUUUUUUUCUCUCUCUCUUCAAAUAACACCUGUUUUUAAUUGCGGCCAUCACAUUGAAGUUUGUCUGUUGCUUUGUGUGUGUGUGUGCGCGUGUGUGUGUGCGCGUGUGUGUGUGCGUGAGUGUGUGUGUACGUGUGUGUGUGUGUGCGUGUGUGUGUGUGCUCGAUUGCUUACAUGCACCCAGUAUUACACAAUAUAAUUGUGGAAGUUUUCACUCACCAUCUAUAACAACAUUUCUGUUGUGUAGCAUCAUCAGAUCUACAUCCUUUAGAAGUUCAAAUGACACACUGCGGUUUCUGGAAAAGGAACACACACACACACACACACACACACACACACACACACACACACACACAACACACACACACGUCACACACACAGCUCUCAGUACAGCUCUCUUUGUUUCCUCAGAAUGUUUGGUACUUAGGUCUGGGGACCCCUGGAUAACCGUGUUAAACGUGUUAAAUAACAUAUCAGUUUUGUUGACACACAGUGGUUGGUUUUCAGAAACACUGAACUGUUCAAAAAGUCGGAUUUUUUUAUCUACACGUCAUUUCAAAGCAAAAUGUUGAUCAAAUACUCCAAAUCAACAUUUUCAUUAAUGUUGCAGUAUGAUUUGUGGUCUCGAUUUUCAGGUUUCAGUUGUCCUGUUUAUUUCUAUUAUUGAUGUGAUUUUUGGUACUGACAAGUAAAUGCACCGUUUGUAAAAAACUGUUCAUUAUAAAGAUUGACAGAUCAGUUGGUCCAUAACAACAUAAUACCUGUUUACCUACGUAGAAGCGAAGGUUCCUGAACAGAGCAAUCCGUAAAGGUACAAGGAACCCAGUCAGUGCUUAGUGGCCCUGACUGUAGGCAUAUGCAGAAUCUUACGGGUUCUUCCUUUCUCUGUAGAAACUUCUCCAAAGAGGCUAGAGGAGUGGAAUGUUUUAAGAGUAACUGAGAGCCUUCUUAUUCACUCUGUCCCACACACACACACACCCCACAUUUCCCCCCAAAAAGAUAAAGGUUACCUCUAAGUUCUGGUCGUGAGGAGAUGGAGAGAAGGGAAAAAAGAGAGAGAGGGAGAGCCCCCCCACCCCCCCCCCCCCCAAACUAGUUGAGUUGGUUGGGAUGUGAUGCUGUCGCUUGGCAGCAUUUGAUCAUCCACCCAUCUCCAUGCGCACUAAUGCAGCAAUACGAUGCUGGUGAGGACUGGCCUGCAUGAACUCUUAACCACCACUAGUCAAAGCGUGAAGAGUGUUUAACAUUCACAUGGGAAUCGUUACAUUUCUAACCAGAGAAGGUUGUGUGGCCAUCUUUGUUGUUUUUUUUUUCUUUGGUCUAUUAUGGGCAGUUCAACCAAGGGAAAAAGUGUUUGUUGGAUUUGUUGCUUACUAUUAUUGUGGUAGUAGUAGCUAUAUUGUACUUGUAACAAACCUCUGAAAGCAGACGACGGGUGCGGGCCUGGCUCACAUCUGCUUCAGGUCCGGCUGAGCUUUUUUUUUUGCUGUCGCUGACUAUCCAGAAAUAACAAAGGAGACAAUAAAAUAAAUAUUACUUGUUCUUUCAUCAAUGCUAGGUGUAAAGCCAUAGACUUAACAGUCAGGAUCUGUGUGUACAGAAAAAAAACAUGUUGUCUGUGAUUUGUGUGUUCACCUGUACACAUUGUUGUAUAUGGAUUAAGUAAGAAUGAGUGUGUGGAUGUGAGUGUGACAGAGAGGUAGCGUGUGUCUCUGCACCAAGCGUUCACCGUCCUUUCUGUGAAAGGAAGUCCCUUCUGGAAGAAAAAGUGAAAUUAUUUCUUUAAUGUACUCUCUCUCUCGCUCUCCUGUAGCCCUUCUCUGAUUUUUCAUUUUGUCUGACCCUUUUGUGACAAAGCUUUUGUUUCAAAUAAUGAAGUCUGAUCAGUGCCUUUUGGUGCUAAUGUCCUCAAACCAACAAAUACUCAAUAAAAUAAAAAAUACCUGCAUUUGA